AUUUUACAAACUCUAUUACACUUUAAUUCAUUUUUGUAUUGUUUGUUUAUAUAUAUGUUUGUUAGUGUGCGUUUAUUUUUCCUAUCUAAGUGACUGUUGUCAAUUGUACAUACAUAUCUUCUAAUUAUCAACCGAUAUGUAGUCCAAAAUCUCAAUUGUAUAUAUUCAGGUAUAUAUAUAUAUACACACAGUAAUCGGUAGGAAAAGUAGUUUCAACUUGUAAACCGAUCUAUUGGACACUUGGUAUAUUUCUCUGUUGAUCUCUCAUUUCCGUGUUAAUCUGAUUUACUUUUCCCCAAACGUAUUUAAUAUCUAUUAAUUAAUUCUGGAAAUAAUAUCAACAAAUUGAUUAUACAUAAUAUAACCAUCUUUGAGGAGAUAGAGUGAGACACAGAAAGAGAGAGAGACAGCAAGCGAUAGAGAAAUUGAGAUUUUUUAAAUAAUGCGGAUUAAAAUAUUAUGCAAUUUACCAAACUAUACAUCUUAUCAUAAUCUUAUAUAUCUUCUGAUAUUACUUAUAUGCAUACUGUGCUGUACAGUCAGUUUAGUCUCAAGUGAACGAGUUGUACGUAUUCGAAGACAAGAUGAUGGUGUAUUAGAUGAAGAUAUUUCAGCGAGUGGUGGAGACGAUGAUAUACCAGAAACUACUCCAAUACCAUCAAGUGUCAAAGGUCCUGGACCAUUUUUGCAACCAAAUAUAGUAACAGGUCCUCGAGGAGCUCCAGGUGAACCUGGUCCACCUGGACCAUCAGGACCUAUUGGACCACCAGGAAAAAUUGGUGAACCCGGGCCACCAGGACCAGCUGGCGAAGAUGGUGCACGUGGACCACCAGGUCCAUCUGGUGAUCCAGGACUCGAUGGUAAACCAGGUAUAGAUGGUGAACCUGGUCUACGUGGAACUCCAGGUCCACCAGGACCAGUUGGUCCAAUGGGUUUAAUUGGAUCUACAGGUCCACCAGGUCCAAUGGGUAUACCUGGUCUUAAAGGUAUAAAAGGUUCCCCAGGUAUUGAUGGACCAAUGGGUGAACGAGGUGAAGUUGGUCUUCCAGGUCCAUUUGGUCCACCUGGACCUAAAGGACCACUUGGAUUACCUGGUGCUCAAGGCCCAGUCGGUCAAAUGGGUACACAAGGACCAGAUGGAUUUCCCGGGCUUAUAGGUUCUAUGGGUCCUCAAGGACCUCCAGGACCUUCUGGAAUGAUUGGACCAGUUGGUUUAAAAGGCGAUGAAGGACUUCAAGGUGCACCAGGUUCUCUGGGCGAUCCUGGUGAUCCAGGUUUAGAUGGAAGUCCAGGAGCUGAUGGUGAACCUGGACCGAUGGGUCCUACUGGUAAGGAUGGACCGCCAGGAUUGAAAGGUGAAAGAGGAAUUCCAGGCCCUAUGGGACCUCAAGGAACUCCUGGCCCAAGAGGAUUGUCUGGGGGACCAGGUUCACAGGGGACACCCGGAGAGAAAGGGGCUGAAGGAGCUCCAGGUCCACAAGGACCAACAGGUCCAGCUGGACCAAUGGGACCACCUGGAGAGCCUGGCGAUAGAGGGCUAUUCGGUCCAAUGGGAGAUAUAGGAAAGCCUGGUCCACGAGGUCCACCAGGUGAAACUGGACCGAAAGGAGACACAGGGGUGAUUGGUGCUCAAGGGAUGCCUGGAAAUCCUGGAUUAGAUGGACUACCUGGAAUACCUGGAGAAGCCGGUAGUGAUGGAGAAAUGGGAAGACAAGGUAUGCCUGGUCCACCGGGAUUACCUGGGCCAUCCGGACGAGAUGGUGAACCUGGUCCGAGAGGUUUUCCAGGUUCAAAGGGUCAAGAUGGCUCUCAAGGUGUGCGUGGAGUGAUAGGACCAAGAGGCCCUUCAGGAAAGGAUGGGGAUGAUGGUGAAAUGGGUCCGGCAGGACCACCAGGACCUGCAGGACCACCUGGCCCAUCUGGACCACCGGGUGUACGUGGUGGUCGAGGCUCAUCUGGUGAACCAGGUGAUCCAGGUCCUUCAGGUCCACAAGGUAGUCGUGGUGCAACUGGUGCUCGUGGGCGUCGUGGGAAAGUUGGAGUUGCUGGUAGUCCUGGAAGUAUUGGCGGUAUCGGAGAUAGAGGUCCACCUGGUCCGAUUGGACCACCAGGUCAACCUGGUCCUAUUGGACAACCAGGCCAACCAGGUGGUAAAGGUCCAACUGGAAGAGAUGGAAAACAAGGCACAGAUGGAAAGCCAGGAACUCAAGGCCAAGUUGGUCUACCAGGCCCAAUUGGUGAACGUGGUGCUGCUGGUGAAGAUGGUGAACAAGGUUAUCCCGGUGUACAAGGUCCCAAAGGUGAAGUUGGUUCACAAGGCAUACCUGGACGUACUGGACCAGCUGGUCCACCAGGAGUUCGAGGUGGUUCGGGUCAAAUGGGUUUAAGAGGAACAAAAGGUCCACGUGGUCCACCUGGAGAAGAUGGACCACCUGGAAAAGACAGUGCACCUGGUGAACCAGGACCACCAGGUGAACCAGGUCCAAGAGGACCAAUUCAAGUUCAAGGUUAUGAUAAUGGUAAAGUUGUCGGUCCACAAGGAGCAAAGGGUUUACCAGGAUAUCCUGGACCACGUGGAAGACCAGGAAUACCAGGAGCUCCUGGUGAUCCGGGACCUAUUGGAGAAGCAGGAGUACCAGGUGAAGACGGUCCACCCGGUCCUGAUGGUCCACGUGGAAAAGAUGGAAUUGAUGGAGCACCUGGCCGACCAGGAAAAUCAGGUAAACCUGGUCAGUCUGGAGCUGUUGGAGCCCAAGGACCACCUGGAAAACCUGGAGAUGCUGGAUAUGCUGGUCCACCAGGACCAUCGGGAAUUCCUGGCCCUUCUGGUGAACCCGGCCUACCUGGAAUAGAUGGUAUUAACGGAACUGCUGGUGCCCAAGGAGCUCCUGGCAAUCCAGGUGCACAAGGAGCACGUGGUGCUGCUGGGCCUCCAGGAGUUGAUGGCACUAAAGGUCCACCUGGUGAUGAAGGACCAACUGGUCCGAGAGGUCAAGCUGGUCCAAGAGGAACUCAAGGAAAAGAUGGACUUCCUGGACUUCAGGGGAAAAUGGGUGCUCCUGGAAGACCAGGGGCAAGAGGAUCAGCUGGGGUUAUGGGAGUCCCAGGACCACAAGGGAAGAUAGGACCUGCAGGAAAAGAAGGACCAGAAGGACCGUCUGGUCCUGUUGGACCACCUGGGCCACCAGGGACAGAUGGAGAAGUAGGCGGUGUAGGGCCAGUGGGAGAAGCUGGGUCCCCAGGACAACAAGGUCUUCCUGGAGAACGCGGACUUCAGGGUCCACCAGGUCCUGGAGGAGAACCAGGCCCACCGGGGCCUAGUGGUCCUUUAGGAAUACCAGGACCAGACGGACCAAGUGGACCCAGAGGUGAAGUAGGUGAUCCUGGUGUAGAUGGUGCGCCAGGGGGAAAAGGCGAAGAUGGACAACCUGGACUUCCUGGACGACCUGGAAAAGAUGGAUCCCCAGGAAGGCAAGGGAAGUCUGGACCACAGGGCCACAAAGGUUGGACAGGCCCUCCAGGUGACCCUGGUCUUCCUGGCAUAGCUGGACAACCUGGUCAACCAGGACUUCGAGGAUAUCGUGGACUUUCUGGCUUACCGGGAGAAGUCGGACCUGUCGGUGCCCCAGGACCUCAAGGUGAGGCUGGAUUCGUUGGCGAACCAGGUCCUCCUGGUGGACCUGGACCUAUUGGAAGAGAUGGACCAAGGGGACCUCCCGGACAUAUGGGAAGUGAAGGACCACCUGGACCUCCUGGGCCUCCAGCUAUGAGUUAUGGAAAGAUGUAUGGAGAUCAAAAAGGCAUCACUUUAGAAAUGCCCAAUGGUACACGCAGUUUUCCAGCAAGAUCAUGUAAUUACUUAUCGCGUACACAUCCAAGAUUACCAGAUGGUGAAUAUUGGAUUGAUCCUAAUGGAGGCUCAAAUAAAGAUGCUGUUAAGGUAUUCUGUCGAUUGAGCUCGGGUGAAACGUGUUUCUCGCCUUUAACUUCUUCCUAUCAACAACAACAACAAAACAAUAAUACCGAUACAUACAAAAAGAAAUAUUCUGAUCAACAAGAUAUUUGGUUUAGUCAGUUAUAUGACGAAAAACAGUUUACCUAUAAUAUGGAAAUGAAUCAAAUCAACUUUUUGCAACUGUUAUCAUCGAAAGCUAAUCAACAAUUAACAUUGGUAUGCAAUAAGAUUAUUUUCAGUGAUGAAAAUCUGCCACGUUUAUUUACAAACAAUAAUAAGGAAUUAACACAAAAUGGAGCGAUUCUUCGUUAUAAUUUACUGGAAAACGGUUGUCAGUCAACAAAAUCUACAUUUGGAAAGAUAACAAUUGAAGUGAAUACACGACCGCAUCGUUUACCAUUACGUGAUAUAAUUUUACCAAAUGCUAUUGAUUCACAACAAAUUCUUGGUUUGGAAUUGGGCAGAGUAUGCUUCCAGUAGGAAAAUACAACAUUUAUACUUAACAAUAUUGAUAAUAAUGAUUAUGAUGAUGUUAAUUACUGUGUAUGAGUCUUCUAAAUUUCUAUAAAUUAAUAAAUAAAGUACAAUGUAUGAAAUAUUAUUACCAUUUUCAAAACUAUAAUUAGAUUGAUAAACAUUUCUUCACCAAGAUUUUGUGAUUAUUUAUGCUUAAUACUACUAAAUGCUAAUGUCUAUCCCACUGGCUACAUCACACGAUUGAUCAAUCACCACUACUGACUACAUAUCGUUCAUAUUGAUAACGACUCGAAAAGACAGAUUAGUGAUAUCCACUUCACUCAUCAGUGAAGUAAUUAAACUGAUUCAUUUCAAAAAAUCAAAUCAGUUUUACAUAUCACUUUUAUUUAUCAACUUUGAUCUUAACUAAUGAGUUGUGGUUCAGUUUUCAGUUAUACAAUCUAAAAGUAUGAUUAUCGACAGACUACGUACUUCACCUACAGUCAUGUGGUCACUUUUUUUAAGCCGUUUAACAUAAUUCAAUUGUGCAAAAUAAAUAAUAUCUUCAGCCGUAACAUGCAGGUAUACAGAAGUUAAAUAUUUCUAAUAAUUGUGAA
Messenger RNA from Schistosoma intercalatum, 5028 nucleotides. The record is from the annotation of a GenBank genome assembly. NCBI's taxonomy places the organism in Eukaryota, Metazoa, Platyhelminthes, Trematoda, Strigeidida, Schistosomatidae.